Cryptomeria japonica (Japanese cedar) is the source of this 2744-nucleotide messenger RNA. RefSeq names its product phosphoenolpyruvate carboxykinase (ATP). NCBI's taxonomy places the organism in Eukaryota, Viridiplantae, Streptophyta, Pinopsida, Cupressales, Cupressaceae. The record is from RefSeq and is a predicted model, not a curated record. Gene Ontology annotation, cellular component: cytosol. Gene Ontology annotation, biological process: gluconeogenesis. The transcript has 12 exons. Gene Ontology annotation, molecular function: ATP binding; phosphoenolpyruvate carboxykinase (ATP) activity. The coding region runs from base 523 to 2430 and encodes 635 amino acids.
UCAAAUAGAUUAUGUUCAUCAAGUGUUGGAAAAAAAUUUGUAACCAUCACGCUCAUUAAUGAUGUCAAACAUGGGAAAAAGUACACUAACAUAAUCUUGUGCCGCAGUUUUAUAUUCAUUCUGCUCACCAGCCCACUGGUUUUGAAAACAGAAACCUUGUCAUGUAAUUACCACUGGACUAUGACUCCCUAUGUUGAUUAUGACAUCUAAACAUGAAGACGCAAUGAAAUUUUUGCUAAACCACUCAAUGCAUUUGAGAAAACCAAAGCCAAGACAAUGAAUGUUUCCCAUGGUUUUUUAAGAUUGUUUUAGUAUUUUAAACAUAUAAAUUGCCAGUGCACCUUGUUUCUAUGCCAUACUUGCAUUCCCAUAUGUUUUCUGUAUGAUCAAUGAUCAAAUCAAAUAGAUUUUACAGUUGUCUAAAUUUUCUGAAAGUGCUUUGAUAUCAUAGGUUUGGCCCUCUGCAAAUUAAAGUUCUAGAAACUCUGAGAACAAGAGUAUAGUUGGUAUUGUGAGCCUGAAAUGGCAGAAUCAAUAGGAAUUCCCAGUGGGCUUAAAUUCAGCAAAGUUCCAGAGGUUUGUCAUGAUGAUUCUGCUGCACCCAUAUCGGCCAAGUCCAAAGAGGAGUUACUUUCUCUGCAAAAGAAGGUUUCGAAGUCCUCAUCUGUAAGGGUUGCGAACCAGAACCAUAAAUUGAUCUCCAUAAGUUCGACUUUAACCCCCUUUUCAGGAAACAGAGGCCCUAGGCUGGUAACUAAGGACCUCAAGAAAGGAGUUCAAAAGCUCAGGGCCAUUGCUACCGAGCAUGCUACCAAGCACAUUGAGGUUCCUUCUGCUCUCCCAGAGGAUGUUGAUCUAAAGUUCACCAAUGUUCUCUACAACUUGUCUCCAGCAGAGCUGUAUGAGUAUGCUCUCCACGAAGAGGGUUCUUUCAUGACAUCAACAGGGGCCCUUGCAACUCUUUCUGGUGCAAGGACUGGAAGAUCUCCAAAGGACAAGCGUGUUGUUAAAGAUGAUAUCACUGCAGGGGAUGUCUGGUGGGGAGAAGGCUCACCAAAUAUUGAAAUGGAUGAACAUACAUUCUUGAUCAACCGAGAAAGGGCUGUGGAUUACUUGACUACACUUGAUACGGUAUUUGUCAAUGAUCAAUUUUUGAACUGGGAUUCGGAAAAUAGGCUCAAAGUGCGAAUCAUUUCAGCUAGAGCAUACCAUUCUUUGUUCAUGCAUAACAUGUGCAUACGCCCCACACCUGAUGAGUUGGAGAAUUUUGGAAGUCCAGACUUUACUAUUUACAAUGCAGGGCAGUUCCCCUGCAAUAGAUUUACCAACUAUAUGAAUUCUACGACAAGUGUAGAUGUCAGCAUUGCAAGGAAAGAAAUUGUAAUUCUUGGAACACAAUAUGCUGGAGAAAUGAAGAAGGGCUUAUUCAGUAUUAUGCAUUACCUAAUGCCAAAGAAAGGAGUUUUAUCUCUGCAUUCUGGAUGCAAUAUGGGAAAGGCUGGAGAUGUGAGUCUAUUCUUUGGACUGUCAGGAACUGGAAAGACUACACUUUCAACAGAUCCAAACCGAUAUUUGAUUGGGGAUGAUGAGCAUUGCUGGGGUGACAAUGGCAUAUCGAAUAUUGAAGGAGGUUGCUAUGCAAAGUGUGUGGAUCUUUCAAAGGAGAAAGAGCCUGACAUCUGGAAUGCAAUCAAAUUUGGAACUAUAUUGGAGAAUGUUAUAUUUGAUAUCCAUACAAGAGAGGUUGAUUUCUCAGAGAAAUCCAUAACUGAGAAUACAAGGGCAUCCUAUCCCAUAGAGUUCAUUCCAAAUGCAAAGAUCCCAUGUGUAGGGCCUCACCCUAAGAAUGUUAUUCUAUUGGCAUGCGAUGCUUUUGGUGUUCUACCACCAGUUAGCAAGCUGACAUUGGCUCAAACUAUGUAUCACUUUAUUAGUGGUUACACUGCCUUGGUAGCAGGCACUGAAGAAGGAGUGAAGGAGCCACGAGCAACUUUCUCUGCAUGUUUUGGUGCAGCAUUUCUGAUGCUGCACCCAGCAAAAUAUGCAGCUAUGCUAGCGGAGAGGAUGGAAAAGCAUGGUGCAACAGGAUGGCUAGUUAAUACUGGCUGGUCUGGUGGCAGCUAUGGAGUAGGGAAAAGAAUGAAGCUUGCUUACACCCGCACUAUUAUUGAUGCUAUAAACAGUGGCAGUCUGCUCGAUGCAAAUUUUAUCGAGACACCUGUAUUUGGUCUUCAUGUUCCAGAUGCAGUUGAGGGUAUUCCAUCAGAAAUAUUACAGCCCCAUAACAUGUGGUCUGACAAGAAGGGUUAUGAAGAAACUCUGCAAAAGUUGGCUGGCCUCUUCAAGAAAAAUUUCAAGAAAUUUGAAGGUUAUAAAAUUGGCAACAACUCUAAGCUCACCAAAGACAUCCUUGCAGCUGGACCACUUUAAAGAUUUAUCAUUAUUCUACUACAAUACUACUUGAGAUUUAUAACCAGAUUUUGUAUUUACCAGCUUCAGGGCAUAGUUUAAUUCCAUCAUUACUAAAAUGAGCUUCUUUUAGAUUGAUUUUACUUUCCUCUUCUUCAAGCCAGUGCGGUUUGACAUCAUCUGGCUCUCUUGUAAUUAGGCUAUUCUGGAUUAGUAUCCAGCUUAGGUUGAUGUGGAUCCAUUAGUGCACUGCAAUAAAAUAUAUUGUCUACUCGUGAAAAAAAUGGUAGACAUAUGUGGAGUAGUUGAGCUUCUCCACAUCCUUAUAGAAUUAA